This is a messenger RNA of Candidula unifasciata, 3279 nucleotides long. The record is from the annotation of a GenBank genome assembly. Lineage: Eukaryota; Metazoa; Mollusca; Gastropoda; Stylommatophora; Geomitridae.
AUGCUGAACCAACCAUUUCACAAAGGCUCUCUAAACAUUGGCAGUACCAUUCCGAAAGAUUAUGAGUUUUUUUCAAACAGCCAGUCAGAUCAAGAUGUAGAUGGCAAAUCCGUUGCCCACUGGAACGAGACAGAUUAUAUUGAAGGUAAAGGUAAUCAAGAAAUUCAUACAGAACAGGAUGUUAACAAAGACUGUAAAGCUAGUGGUCGUUUGCUGCAAUAUUCUAUGGACAAAGGUGUCACACACAAAGAUUUUGAAAUGAAUCAGAGGCAGAAGUUUUUCAUGGAUAAAGGAGACGUCACCAUGGAUGCAGAAUGUGGAUUUGUGAUCAAGCAAAAGAGAGUGAGUGCUGGAAGUAAACUGCACAGACGAACAUGUGUGCCUUUUACAAGUAGUAGCAAGACAUCCAACAGAUUUAUUGACAAGCUGAACAUUGAUGAGGACAUAGAAGCUCCAGUUAGUUUUAAGCAACAAAAGAGUGGUAAAUGUAGUGUAAGUAAAGAUUCUGUUUUCAGUGAUUUUUCUGAAGUUGCAACAAGAAAUACUAAUGAAGAAAUUAAAACUGAGAUUGAACAGAAUGUACAUUGGGAGGGAGAGAAAAGUGAAAAUAAUUCCACAGAAAAGAAGUUGUCUUUCAUGAGUCGUGUAAUGGACUGCUCACAGCAUUGUGUAGAUAUGAAUGGCAUUCAUUGUGAUGGUACAGAUACAGGGGUGAUUAUUCUGCACAGUAAGAGUUUGCAAAAUCAGCCUGUUAAAAAAUGUCUCAGUACUUUAGACGAUUGGUUGCAGACCUCAAAUGGCAUUAAUGAUAUCAAGAUGAAAACUGAUCAUAAUGAUGAUGAUAAGAAUGAGGGAUUAUUUUUGUUGGAUGAUUGUUCGGUAGAUGAUGUUUAUUUGGAAUCACCUUGUUAUUCUGAUUCGUUGGCGGUAGAAGACUUGCAGAAGCAAGAAGUCAGUGAUGGUGGACUUAAUAGAGAGGUUGUCUCCCCAGCCAUGGACAGUGAUAUUUUACCACUGAAUGAUUUUGAAAGUGUUGAAGAUUUGUCCCCUCAGAGCAGUUUAUAUGAUAGUACUCAAUCAGUGCAAGACAGUGCCCUGCCAAUGCAGGACAGUAUCCAGCCACUGCUGGGCUGUACCCAGUCAGUGCAUGGCAAUACCCAGUCAGUGCAGGACAGUUCCCAGUCAAUGCAGGACAGUUCCCAGUCAAUGCAGGACAGUUCCCAGUCAAUGCAGGACAGUUCCCAGUCAAUGCAGGACAGUUCCCAGUCAAUGCAGGACAGUUCCAAGUCAAUGCAGGACAGUUCUCAGUCAAUGCAGGACAGUUCCAAGUCAAUGCAGGACAGUUCUCAGUCAAUGCAGGACAAUUCUCAGUCAGUAUCAUCAACAGCAUCAACCAGUGACAGCAUAUCCCAGAGAGAUAAAGUUUCAGAUAUUUCUGAUUCAAAGGAACAGUUAACUAUUACUGAUUCAGGUUACUUUUCUUCAUGUGAUCUUGUUGAAAGUAGUUCAGAAUUCACUAUAACUACUGAGCUAUGUGAUAGUUCAGAACAAGAGCAAACAGCAAUGAACUGCUCUGAAAGAAAUACUGAUAUUGGUGAUUGCAACCUCACUUUAGGAAAUGUAGCUUCGUCAUCCGUCUCAACACUUUCAUUAUCGUUCCUUUUAUCGCCUGGUGGAUCUUCACACUUUGGAUCAAAUCUACAAUCAGUCAAUCAUCCGUUAAACAGCGGAGAGCAGCAACGGUCACUUCAUAUUCAACGUAGCCCAGCUUCAUCACGUUCUCUUUUUACUGAAAGAAACAGCACAGAUAUAUCAGACACUGGGAAAUGUCAAGCUGGUAAAACCUCAGCUUCAUCUUCUCCGGCUCUAACUGCUUCACCAGGCUGUUCCUGUGGCAGCCCCAAACCACUGGCGGACAGGAGACAUAUCAGAAGCAUUCUCAACACAUACGUCAGUCACAGAUUGAAACCUGAUGUUUGUAAUGAUAGCGUCAGUGAUAUCACAGAUGAGCUUGCUCUUAUACUGAGGAGUUCCAGAAAGAGAGUAGCCACUGGUACAGAUGCAAACACAAUACCUGUGAAGAAAUCUAAUGUAAUGGAAACAAAUUCCUCUGGCAAUUCGAAAGAAUGCAAGAAAAAGUCUAAAACAGAUGUUGGAAAAGAUGUCAGCAAAAGUGCCUGGUCACGCAUUAAAGUGAAGCCCACAGUACAGAAUCCAGAUGCUUUGUUAGUGGUGUGUAGCAUGUGUGACAUCUCCAGUUCAAGUGUCAGAACCGGACAGUGUAAAAAUGGCCAUGCUGUCUGCCAGACCUGUUUGGAAGAUCAUGUCCGCUUGGUUAUGGCAUCAGACAAGGUGCAUUUGUCCUGUCCGGAGAUGUCCUGCAAUGCUGCCAUUUCUCUAGAUUCCUUGUCUCAUGUGCUGCCUCCUUUGGUAGUGGACAUCUUGAAUGAUAACCUUCGCCUGAAAGCACAAAAGGCAACAGCUAAAGCUAUGAAGAAAAUGCGGGAACUGGUUAUAUGCCCUCAUUGUGCCUGCCCUGGGAUGCUGGAUGAAUGGACACUGCAGUUUGUCUGUGGCACAUGUAACAGUAACUGUUGCCGCUACUGUAAAGCUGCAUGGUUUCGUUAUGAGGAACAUGAUGGUUGUUUUCUGCUGAGUUUUGUGGGUGCGGAAUGUCUCCAAGAUAUUGUGAAAGUGCCACGCAACUGGGAUGUGAGCAUCACACCCUUUAAUAAGAAUUACGUGCAGGUGAAUGUACCCUUGGACAGUGCUGAAGGAUCUACUGUAGCCGCAUUCUUUGCCAAGACAUCAUCACGUGGUGCGAACGUCAUCCAAGUUUUCCGCAUACAGAACAGAAAGUUGUGGGAAAAAUAUGUUUUAAAACGAAAGCAUGUUGAAGAGGAAAUCGGUACAGCAGAACUGAAAGAGAAAUUUCUCUUUCACGGAACCAGAGCUGAAAAUAUAGUCAGCAUAUGUUCAGAAGGGUUCGAUAUUAGAGUGCCCACUGCCAAUGGAGCUCUUCUGGGAAAAGGUAUAUACUUCAGUGCCACCGUCAAGUACUCAGAAAGGUACACUGAUCAGUCGCAUAUGAUGUACUUAGCUCGGGUUAUAUGUGGCUGGUCUCAGCAAGGACAGAAACUGCUGACCAGACCUGAGUAUCACAGUAAAGUUAGACGGAUGUAUGACAGCUGUGUGAACGAUACGGCCUCCCCAACCAUCUUCACUGUUUUCGACAACUCCCAGUGUUAUCCGGAGUACUUAAUUCAGUUUGAACAUUAA